GGCCACGUCAUCAUGACACUAUGUCCCGGCCGCAUCAUUGCCUGCUUCACUUUCUGGUACAAGUCGCGAUUGGCGGUACUCCGUAUACUCAUUUGAUCUCUGACGAACCUCCAUUUUCGAUCGAAAAAUCUCAUACAGGUACAAAGAAUGAGAGGAUUCUCCUUAAUCUCUUCGGUCCUCUCCCGUUCCCUAACGCACGCUCGUAGAACAUCUGAAUACCAAAUCAAUGUGCUUCGCUUUCACUCUGAUCUACCUCCCCCUUCUCUCUCUGGGCGUCUAGGACCAUAUACACGGUAUAAGGAUCUUGUUGAGCAAGGGAAACUACAACAUGAUCCUCACCAGGAAAAGGUGGUUCUAGAGCUGGACAAUCUUCUUGGGAGGUUAGAGCAAUAUGAGAACGAUAUGGAAGAAUAUCAUUUAAACCUAUCCAAGUGGGAAGAAACCCGGGAAAAUGAACGUCGCAGGCUUUUGACAGAGGAAGCUGAGGGUAAACAGAAGGGGGGAGUAUUUUCAUCAGUAAACAAGCAUCGGAGUAGAUUUGUUGAGAGAUGGAUGUCCCGGACAAAGCCUGAAAAUGUAGAACCGGGAGUGGGAAAAUGGGUUUCAUAUCUUAAUCGGGAGAGGAAAUUAGAUUCACUAAUUGGUCGCCGUCCAACUGCUCCUCCUGCUCCAAAAGGACUAUACCUGUAUGGAAAUGUGGGAAGUGGGAAGACAAUGCUCAUGGACAUGUUUUAUAGUGCCACUGAAGGAAUUGUGAAGCAUCGAAGAAGGUUUCACUUUCAUGAGGCUAUGCUUCAAAUUCAUGAACAUAUGCAUAAGAUAUGGAAGAAUCAAGUGGAGGAGAAGUCUUUGCAGUCAGGAAUUUCUAGCUGGAUCAUGAACCUUCCCUUUGACACAAAAGUUAAAGAAUGGAUUGAUGCAGAAGAAAGAUAUAAUCAAGAAGUAUAUAUGAAAAAUAUACUUCCUGCUGUAGCGGAUAAGUUUCUUGUCGAUUGGCAAGCAAAUCAAAGAGGUGCUAGCAUCCUAUGCUUUGAUGAGAUACAGACUGUUGAUGUGUUUGCUAUUGUGGCCUUAUCUGGAAUUGUAAGCAGAUUGUUGAGCACUGGAACUGUCCUUGUGGCCACCAGUAACCGAGCCCCAAGAGAGUUAAAUCAGGAUGGUAUGCAGCGGGAGAUCUUUCUCAAAUUUCUCGCAAAGUUGGAGGAUCACUGUGAGACUGUUCCAGUUGGAAGUGAGAUUGAUUAUCGUCGCAUUAUAGCACAAACAUCUAUAGACAAAAUUCACUACUUCUGGCCUCUGGAUGGUAUCAAAAUUAAUGAGUUCGAAAAUGUUUGGAAUGAGGUUGCAAGACAUUCUGGAGGAAGGAUCACCUCUGAUACUAUUGCAGUCAUGUUUGGGAGAACGUUGGAAGUACCACAAUGUUGUAAUGGGGUGGCACGGUUCACAUUUGAAUAUCUUUGCGGUCAGCCGGUUGGGGCUGCAGAUUACAUUGCCAUAGCUAAAAAUUUCCAUACAGUCUUCAUCUCCGACAUUCCUAUGAUGAGUAUGCGCAUCCGUGAUAAGGCGCGGAGAUUUAUCACCCUCGUCGAUGAAUUGUAUAAUUAUCAUUGUUCACUCUUUUGUACGGCAGCUGCCUCUAUUGAUGAUCUAUUUCAGGGAACUGAAGAGGGAAAGCUGUUUGAUUUGGAAAGUUUCCAAUUUGAAACAGAGACAGAAGGUGGAAAGCUCCGUCGAAAUGUUUUAGAAGGUGGUGAUGUGAGUUCGGGAGGAGCACCUGUUGGUAUUAUUUCUAUGCUAUCUGGGGAAGAGGAGAUGUUUGCCUUUCGUCGAGCUGUCUCCCGCUUGAUUGAAAUGCAAACACCAUUGUACCUUGGAGGAGUCCGCUACCUUCACCCUUAUUUUCAGAAGCAUCAAAGUUGUGAUGCCAAAAAUGAGAUCACAUCACUAUCCAAUCAAUUACUCUGAAUUCACCAAACAAUCAAGUCAGCCAAACGACAUUAUGCCCUUGGUUGAUGAGAAACACCUCUACUUAGGGCAUAUACUAGUUUGUAUAUUGGUUCUUAAUGAAUGCAUGGAUAAGGGCUGCAGACAAACUUAAUUGCUUUAGUAUUCAAGAUUAGCUUGUAUGAUAAAUGAGCAAAUUUAAUUAGAGGUUGGAAAUUGUAUGUCGAGUAAACCUGGUCGAAUUAUUACUAGAAGUUUCCUUGAGACGGGCUAUUGUUCAAGCCUUCAAGGUAAGAUAAUUCUCAAAAUUUAUGCUCCCUAGAUGUGAAAUGAUCUACUUUAUUAGAAGCACUAAGGGCUCGUUUGUUUGACGAGAUUAAACAUAUAGGGGCCGGUUCCGGUGACACAAAUUUUGACACUAUCUCAGCCUUUCAGCCCUUGAAACCAAUGGCUGAGAUUAGAUGACAUAAAGGGCGUCUCUCCCCCUCCCCCCCGUACUCUUAUCUCUCCCCCUCCUCUACCCUGGGUUCCUAUCGUUUCGCAAAGGCUGCAGUAAUGACAAAGGACAAAGGUUAUGCUCCUGUUUCCUCUUCUUCUCCUCCCAUCAAAUAACUUAACACCAGAUCAAAAAAAGAAAA
Rhododendron vialii is the source of this 2582-nucleotide messenger RNA. RefSeq lists its product as uncharacterized. Gene Ontology annotation, cellular component: cytoplasm; mitochondrion. Lineage: Eukaryota; Viridiplantae; Streptophyta; Magnoliopsida; Ericales; Ericaceae. The record is from RefSeq and is a predicted model, not a curated record. The coding region runs from base 148 to 1965 and encodes 605 amino acids. Gene Ontology annotation, molecular function: ATP hydrolysis activity; ATP binding. The transcript has 15 exons.